Plasmodium cynomolgi strain B is the source of this 945-nucleotide messenger RNA. RefSeq names its product small GTPase rab11. The transcript is spliced from 6 exons. The coding region runs from base 295 to 945 and encodes 216 amino acids. Gene Ontology annotation, cellular component: endosome. Gene Ontology annotation, molecular function: GTPase activity; GTP binding. NCBI's taxonomy places the organism in Eukaryota, Apicomplexa, Aconoidasida, Haemosporida, Plasmodiidae. The record is from RefSeq and is a predicted model, not a curated record.
AAAGUCACAAUUAAAGCGUAAAAAGUAAAGCUAUGUAUAUAUAUAUAUAUUUUUUUUUUUUACCAUGUCAAAAAUAUGAAAACAAACAAAUGCAUCAAAUUGAUUUGUAAAUCUCCAAUUUUAUAACCCAUGCCGAAUUCGUUGUUUUACAAUUUGUACAAUUUAUAAACUUAUAUUAUGAAUAGCAACACUGUUAUCUGAACAUAGAGCGCCUCCUAUCACAAAUUAUAGAACAUUGCAAACAGCACAAAACGCUCAAGCCUAUUCGAUUUAAGACGAAACUGUUUUGUAAAAAUGUCAAUGAAGGAAGAUUACUACGACUACCUGUUUAAAAUUGUUCUGAUAGGAGAUUCCGGCGUGGGGAAAUCUAACUUACUCUCCAGAUUCACGAGAGACGAAUUUAACCUAGAAAGUAAAAGCACCAUAGGUGUAGAAUUCGCGACAAAAAGCAUUCAGUUAAAAAAUAAUAAAAUAAUAAAAGCACAGAUAUGGGACACAGCCGGGCAGGAGAGAUAUAGGGCCAUCACCUCAGCGUAUUAUCGAGGGGCAGUUGGGGCCUUGCUUGUGUACGACAUAACAAAAAAAAACUCAUUCGAAAAUAUUGAAAAGUGGCUGAAGGAGUUAAGAGAUAAUGCUGAUUCUAACAUUGUUAUCCUACUGGUUGGUAACAAAAGUGACUUAAAACAUUUACGUGUAAUAAACGAUAAUGAAGCAACUCAGUUUGCGAAGAAAGAAAAAUUGGCCUUCAUAGAGACCUCAGCUCUGGAAGCAACCAACGUGGAACUAGCAUUUCACCAGUUACUGAAUGAAAUUUACAACGUCCGGCAGAAAAAGCAAGGCACAAAAAAUGAAGACAGCAUGUCCAUCCAACCUCGCGGGAAAAAAAUAAAUGUGGACGACGAUAAUGACGAUAAUGAUUCAAAGAAAAAAUCCAAGUGUUGUUGA